Messenger RNA from Parus major (Great Tit), 9496 nucleotides. It is a transcript of the gene DOP1A, whose product is annotated as DOP1 leucine zipper like protein A. Gene Ontology annotation, biological process: Golgi to endosome transport. Bases 408 to 7799 code for a protein of 2463 amino acids. The record is from RefSeq and is a predicted model, not a curated record. Gene Ontology annotation, cellular component: endosome; trans-Golgi network. Lineage: Eukaryota; Metazoa; Chordata; Aves; Passeriformes; Paridae. The transcript is spliced from 38 exons.
GACCCCGGUGCGGGCACGCAGCGCGGCCCGGCGGCGGCUUCUGCUCCCGCUCCCCUCCCCUCCCUCCACCCCCGUCUCCGCGCCGGUGUUGGAGAGGGUCCGCCCCUGGAGUCGAGCCGAGCCGAGCCGGCCCUCAUUCUGGUCUGCCCUGCUCUUCUUUGCUCUGCCCUCCCCUCCGGCACCGUCGUGGCGGACGACGGCCAGACCGUACUGGGCUGCGUGCAAGGGGCAGGUGCUGAGGAGCCCGGGGAGAGCUGUUAUAGCCUGUUAAUUACGCUGCAUCAAUUAACCUGUGGCACCUGUCCAUCCCGCCGCUCCGGGCUCUGUCCCCCCGCAGCGAGGAGCGCGCCCGGGUAAUGUCUGUACAUGAAUUGCAAGCUGGUCUCUAGUGGGGACACCGUGGGAGGAUGAACACGGAGGAGCUGGAGCUACUGACUGAUUCCAAGUACAGAAACUAUGUAGCAGCUGUUGACAAAGCACUGAAGAACUUCGAAUAUUCCAGUGAAUGGGCAGAUUUAAUAUCAGCACUUGGGAAGCUUAACAAGGUGCUACAGAACAAUGCCAAGUACCAAGUAGUACCCAAAAAGCUGACGAUAGGCAAGCGCUUGGCACAAUGUCUGCAUCCAGCUCUGCCGGGUGGGGUUCAUCGGAAGGCACUUGAAACAUAUGAAAUCAUUUUUAAAAUCAUUGGACCCAAACGCUUGGCCAAAGAUCUGUUCCUGUACAGUUCUGGACUAUUUCCGCUCCUUGCCAAUGCUGCUAUGUCUGUGAAGCCAACAUUAUUGAGUCUGUAUGAGAUUUAUUACCUCCCUUUGGGGAAAACAUUGAAACCAGGACUGCAAGGACUGUUAACUGGGAUUCUGCCUGGGUUAGAGGAGGGAUCAGAGUAUUAUGAAAGAACAAACACACUGCUGGAGAAAGUUGCUUCAGCUGUGGAUCAGUCAGCAUUCUACAGUGCUCUCUGGGGGAGCCUCCUCACCAGCCCUGCGGUUCGUUUGCCUGGCAUCACUUACGUCCUCUCCCAUCUGAACAGGAAGCUUUCCAUGGAGGAUCAACUCUACAUAAUUGGCAGUGACAUUGAAUUAAUGGUGGAAGCAGUAAGCACUUCAGUGCAAGAUACCAGUGUUUUGGUACAGAGGAGCACAUUGGACCUUAUCCUUUUUUGUUUUCCUUUCCACAUGAGCCAGGCAACACGUCCAGACAUGAUCAGAAUUUUGUCAGCAGCCCUUCAUGUAGUGCUGCGCAGGGAUAUGUCACUCAACCGAAGGCUUUAUGCAUGGCUUCUAGGACCCAGAAGUACAAGGCACAGCAAUCCUGAGGAGCAUGCCACUUAUUAUUUCAACACCUUCUCUAAGGAGAUGUUAGUCCAGGCAAUGGUUGGAAUAUUACAAGUUAAUGGACAGGGAGAAGAAAGCACAUUAAUGCAAGACUUAAAGCCUUUUCGAAUUCUUAUCAGUUUGCUGGAUAAGCCUGAACUAGGCCCUGCCAUCCUAGAGGAUGUAUUGAUUGAAGUGUUUCGAACAUUAUAUACACAGUGCAAAGCAGAACUGGAGCUUCAGACAGAACCAUCUUUCAACAAAGAUCAUACACAGCUAAGCAGCAAGCUGAGAGAAAACAAGAAAACAGCAGAACUGAUUAAAACUGCCAAUCUUCUUUUCAAUUCCUUUGAGCCUUAUUAUAUGUGGGAUUAUAUUGCUCGUUGGUUUGAAGAGUGUUGUAGGAGGACUUUACAUGCCAGACUUCAAACUGGGCCUGGAGGUGAUAGUGAGCAAUCUGAGUUACCUCUGACAAAUUUCUGCUUGUUAGUGGAUUUUUUGUUGGAUAUUGUUUCUUUGCCUACUAGAAGUAUGAGAGUGCUGUGUCAGGAGACUUACAUUGAAAUACAGACAGAACACUUGCCUCAGCUGUUGCUCAGGAUGAUUUCUGCAUUGACAAGCCAUCUUCCUACCUUGCACUUGUCUGAGCUUACUGAUUCUCUCAGACUCUGCUCAAAGAUCCUUAGUAAGGUUCAGCCUCCAUUGCUCUCUGCUGGUACAGAUGGUGUUCUACAGCUUCCUACUGGACACAGCAACUCCAUCAAAGAAUGGGAAAAUAAAAAGGUGCCAUCAGCGUCACUUGAAAAUCCUAAUGAUGUGUUUGAAGAUGGUGAAAACCCUCCAAGCAGUCGAUCAUCAGAAAGUGGAUUCACUGAGUUUGUACAGUACCAGGCAGAUACAACUGAUGACAUUGACAGAGCACUGAAUGAAGGUCACAGUGCACCUGGCAUCCCUAUUGUUGGUAGCACAUCCUCAGAGACUGAGACAGCAUCAACUGUGGGUUCUGAGGAGACCAUUGUACAGCCUCCUUCCAUAAUGACACAAGGGACAGCAACUCGUAGUGGGAAAACGAUCCAAAAGACUGCAAUGCAGUGCUGUUUGGAAUAUGUCCAACAGUUUUUAACCAGAUUUAUCAACCUGUAUAUCAUUCAGAAUAAUUCCUUGUCUCAGCCCUUAGGGGCAGAGCUUCCGGUAGACCCUACUAGAGCGCAAGGACAGAGCACAAAAUGGGACAGAGAAUCACAAGAUGAUGCUAAUGUGAAGAAAACAAACAAGAAGAAAACACCUAAAGAAUACCUUCCUGCCUUUAUUGCUGCUUGUCAGCUCUAUCUUGAAUGUUCGAGCUUUCCCGUUUACAUUGCUGAAGGAAACCGCACUUCAGAAUUACAUCCUGGGAAGCCUGAAAUUGACUGUGAACAAGUACAGCCUCCACUGUGGCUACAGACUUUAAUGAAUGCUUGCAGGCAGGCAAGCGAUUUCAGUGUUCAGGGUGUUACUAUUUCCCUUGUGAUGGACUUGGUUGGAUUGACUCAAUCUGUUGCUCUUGUCACUGGAGAAAAUCUGAACAGUGUGGAAACUGCUCAGCCUCUUAGUCCUAACCAGGGAAGAGUGGCUGUCGUCAUCAGACCUCCUCUUACGCAAGGCAAUCUGAGAUACAUGGCUGAAAAGACAGAUUUCUUCAAGCAUAUAGCUUUAACUCUUUGGGACCAGCUGGGUGAUGGAACUCCUCAGCAUCAUCAGAAGAGUGUGGAGCUCUUCUACCAGCUGCACAACCUCGUCCCAUCUUCCAGCAUUUGUGAAGAUGUUAUUAGUCAGCAGCUGACUCACAGAGACAAGAAAGUAAGAAUGGAAGCUCAUGCCAAGUUUGCAGUGCUAUGGCAUCUCACACGAGAUCUUCAUAUUAACAAAUCAUCUUCCUUUGGCCGCACCUUUGACAGGUCAUUAUUUAUCAUGCUGGACAGCCUCAAUAGCUUGGAUGGUUCUACUUGGUCAGUGGGACAAGCCUGGUUAAAUCAAGUGCUUCAAAGACAUGAUAUUGCAAGGGUUCUUGAACCUUUGCUCCUACUGCUUCUGCAUCCAAAAACUCAGCGGGUUUCUGUUCAGCGAGUACAGGCUGAAUGUUACUGGACUAAAUCUCCCAGUCACCAUGAAGAAGAAAAUGAAAAGCAGUUCAUGCAGAAGUUCAGCUGUGCUGAUGCAUUCUCCCACAUGACUGUAAGCCCAGGACAACUUAUUAUACCUAAAGAAGUCAAUGAGAAACAACUUGGUGUGGAUGAAAUGGAGAACUUCAGCCUGACUGUCAACCCUCUGAGUGACAGGCUUUCCCUGUUAAGUACCAGCAGUGAGACCAUACCAAUGGUUGUGUCUGAUUUUGACCUUCCUGAUCAUCAGGCUGAAAUACUGCAGAGUUCUGACUCUGGCUGUUCUCAGUCAUCUACUGGAGACAACAUCAGUUAUGAAGUGGAAACAGAAAGCCUGAGUGCUCAAGACAGCUCUCAGACUCUGAAAGAAGACUCACCUGAUGAAAUUGUGCAACAAGUGGUUACAGAUCUCAUAUGCAAAGUUUUAAGUGGUCUCGGAGAAGAAGUUGAACCAGUUAAAGACAGUCUGCACUCUGAGGAUGCUUCAUGUAAAUUCAGCUCUUUGGAUAACUCUGUAGAGGCUACAAAAAGUGAUGACCAAAAUAUUCAAAGUAGCCAGAGUAGUUUACUUAGUAAUGACAGUUCACAGUUACUGUCAGUCUCAACUGAGACUGGACUUGAGAGCUUAGGAGAUGAAAUGUCAAGAAAUAACUCUUCACCUUGUAUUGCAGAAAGCCAGCAAUCCUUCUCUGAUCUUACUCUUUCUUCCGCUGAAUCAAAGUCUAGAAAAUGUAGUCACAGUAGUAUUCAGUUCAGCUUUAAAGGAAAGCAACCAGAAAAAAUGUCAGAAAAAGAAACCAUUGUUAAAGAGGCUGGUAAGCAACCAGGUGCAAAACCUAAGGUAAAAAUAGCUAAAAAGAAAGAUGAAGAGAAGAAGAAAGCACAAACAGAAAAGCUUAAGCAAACAAAUGUCUUUUUCAGUGAUGGUCUUGAUUUAGAAAAUUGGUACAGUUGUGGAGAAGGAGAAAUUUCAGAAAUAGAAAGUGAUGUUGGAUCCCCAGGAAUGCGAAAAUCUCCUAACUUCAAUAUCCAUCCACUGUAUCAACAUGUGCUGCUUUAUCUCCAGUUGUAUGAUUCUUCAAGGACAUUGUAUGCUUUUUCUGCAAUUAAGGCAAUUCUGAAAACAAAUCCUUCAGCUUUUGUAAGUGCCAUCUCCACUACCAGUGUCAACAAUGCAUACACUCCUCAGCUUUCAUUGCUCCAAAAUCUUCUAGCCAGGCAUCGAAUAUCUGUUAUGGGCAAGGAUUUCUAUAGUCACAUCCCAGUUGAUUCUAACCAUAACUUUCGGAGCUCUAUGUACAUAGAGAUUCUUAUCUCCUUGUGUUUAUACUAUAUGAGGAGCCAUUAUCCAACUCAUGUUAAAGUAACCUCACAAGACCUCAUAGGAAACCGCAACAUGCAAAUGAUGAGUAUAGAAAUUCUGACACUCCUCUUUUCUGAGUUGGCAAAAGUGAUAGAAAGCUCUGCCAAGGGCUUUCCUAGUUUUAUUUCAGACAUGUUGUCCAAGUGCAAGGUUCAGAAAGUGAUCCUGCAUUGUCUGCUGUCUUCUAUCUUCAGCGCCCAGAAAUGGCACAGUGAAAAGACAGCUGGAAAAAACAUAGUGGCUGUAGAAGAAGGCUUCUCUGAAGACAGCCUUAUAAAUUUUUCUGAGGAUGAAUUUGACAAUGGUAGUACUCUGCAGUCACAGCUUUUGAAAGUACUUCAGCGGCUGAUUGUGCUGGAACACAGAGUAAUGACUGUGCCUGAGGAAAAUGAAACAGUGUUUGACUUUGUCAUAACAGACCUGGAGCACAUUGGUCCUCAGCAGCCGAUGACUUCUCUGCAGUAUUUACAUUCCCAGCCAAUAACCUGCCAAGGCAUGUUUCUGUGUGCAGUGAUACGAGCUUUGCACCAGCACUGUGCCUGUAAAAUGCAUCCCCAGUGGAUUGGCCUUAUCACUUCUACAUUGCCUUACAUGGGAAAAGUUCUUCAAAGGGUCGUUGUUUCAGUGACUCUUCAGCUCUGCAGGAACUUGGAUAACUUAAUUCAGCAGUAUAAAUAUGAAACGGGAUUAUCUGAUAAUAGGCCUCUCUGGAUGGCAUCAGUCACUCCCCCAGAUAUGGUUCUCACUUUACUAGAAGGGAUCACAACAAUAAUUCAUUACUGCCUCUUGGAUCCAUCUACACAGUAUCACCAGCUUUUGGUUAAUGUAGAUCAGAAGCAUCUGGUUGAAGCACGCAACGGGAUCCUCUCUAUCUUGCAUAUGAUCAUGUCUUCUGUGACUUUACUGUGGAGCAUCCUGCACCUUGCAGAUUCUUCAGAGAAAACUACUGCUGCUGCUGCUGCAUCCAUUACCACUAUUAAUCUUGGAUCAACUAAGAAUUUGAGGCAACAGAUCCUAGAACUUUUGGGUCCAAUUUCAAUGAAUCAUGGUGUUCACUUCAUGGCUGCUAUUGCAUUUGUAUGGAAUGAAAGGAGGCAAAACAAAAAUACUUCAAGGACAAAGGUUAUUCCUACAGCAGGUGAAGAACAACUUUUGCUGGUUGAGCUGGUUCGCUCUAUCAGUGUUAUGCGGACAGAGACCGUCAUUCAGACUGUAAAAGAAGUUCUAAAGCAGCCUCCAGCCAUAGCAAAAGACAAGAAACAUCUUUCACUGGAAGUCUGCAUGUUGCAGUUUUUCUAUGCUUAUACUCAAAGGAUUCCAGUGACCAGCUUAGUAGACAGCUGGGCAGCACUGCUGCUUUUGUUAAAAGAUUCCAUACAGGUUGGUCUUCCAGCCCCAGGACAGUUUCUCAUACUUGGUGUUCUUAAUGAGUUCAUCAUGAAGAACCCAAGUCUGGAGAAUAAGAAAGAUCAAAGAGAUCUACAGGAUGUAACACACAAGAUAGUGGAUGCUAUUGGGGCAAUUGCUGGUUCUUCCUUGGAACAGACCACUUGGCUAAGACGAAACUUAGAGGUUAAGCCUUCCCCCAAGAUUAUGGUUGAUGGAAACAACUUGGAAUCAGAUGUUGAAGAUAUGCUGUCUCCAGCAAUGGAAACUUCAAAUAUAACUCCAUCUGUUUAUAGUGUCCAUGCAUUGACCUUACUUUCUGAGGUUUUGGCUCAUCUCCUUGACAUGGUUUUCUACAGUGAUGAAAAAGAGAGAGUUAUUCCUUUGCUUGUAAAUAUUAUGCACUAUGUUGUGCCCUACCUCCGUAAUCACAGUGCUCACAAUGCAUCCAGCUAUCGAGCUUGUGUCCAGUUAUUAAGCAGUCUUAGUGGAUAUCAGUAUACAAGGAGAGCAUGGAAAAAGGAAGCCUUUGACCUCUUUAUGGAUUCCAGUUUCUUCCAGAUGGAUGCUUCAUGUGUUAACCAUUGGAGAGCUAUUAUGGAUAAUUUGAUGACACAUGACAAAACCACAUUCAGAGAUUUGAUGACAAGAGUGGCUGUGGCCCAGAGCAGCUCCCUCAAUCUGUUUGCUAACCGAGAUGUGGAGCUGGAGCAGCGUGCAAUGCUCCUCAAGAGACUUGCCUUCGCCAUUUUCAGCAGUGAGAUAGACCAAUACCAGAAAUACCUGCCAGACAUACAAGAAAGGCUGGUAGAAAGUCUCCGGUUGCCACAGGUGCCCACCCUUCAUUCCCAAGUGUUCCUGUUUUUCAGAGUAUUGCUUUUAAGAAUGUCUCCACAGCACCUUACCUCACUUUGGCCAACCAUGAUCACUGAACUGGUGCAAGUGUUUUUACUGAUGGAACAGGAACUCACUGCUGAUGAAGACAUUUCCAGAACUUCUGGCCCAUCUGUUGCUGGUUUGGAGACAACUUACACAGGUGGCAAUGGUUUUUCCACAUCCUACAACAGCCAGAGGUGGUUGAACCUGUAUUUAUCUGCUUGCAAAUUUCUGGACUUGGCUCUAGCUUUACCAUCUGAAAACCUGCCUCAAUUUCAGAUGUAUCGUUGGGCUUUUAUUCCAGAAGCAUCAGAUGAUUCAGGCUUGGAAGUACGAAGACAAGGAACACAUCAGAGGGAAUUCAAACCCUACGUGGUGCGUCUGGCAAAGCUGCUGAGAAAAAAAGCAAAGAAAAACCCGGAGGAGGAUGGCUCAGGUAAAACACUAAACUGGGAACCAGGUCACUUGCUUUUAACCAUCUACACUGUCCGCAGCAUUGAGCAGCUCUUGCCUUUCUUCAAUGUACUCAGCCAAGUUUUUAACAGCAAAGUCACAAGCAGAUGUGUUGGACACUCAGGGAGCCCUGUCCUUUACCCCAACUGUUUUCCAAGUAAAGACAUAAAAAUGGAGAACCUCAAGACCUUCUCCAGCAAAGCAAGACAGAAGAUUGAAGAAAUGGUUGAGAAGGAUUUUCUUGAAGGCGUCAUAAAAUCAUAAACCAAACCGGUACUACUCAGCCUAUAUGUAGUGUAACUAUCUAAAUGAAAUACUCUAUCUUCCCCAGUUGUAUAGUAUUCUUUUCUUAUUUUGUAUGUAAUGAAAUACUUAAUGUUGUAUUUAAGUUAAAUAUUUGUAAAUAAGAGAAGUUCUGGAUGUGGCCUGAAUCAAGUUUAAAUAUUGGUGGCUCAUAUUGAUUAUAGUGCCUACUAUUUACAGUAAAUGUUUUGUUGUCUUGAGUUCUGUCUUUAAAAACAAAAAAAAGAAAAAAAUACAAGGUGCACAUUUUUUCAAUUUGUUUCCAGUUUAUUUUUGUCUUUUUUUUUUUUUUUUUUUGUAAGAUCUAUUGGAACUUGUGCUUAUUUAAUAACCUGUAAAAUGCUAUUAUGGCAGGAGGUAAUACAGGACUACAAUGAACUGUUUGUCAGAGGUAGACACCCUGAACCAAAGUAUGCCAAGGAGGAUACUUGGUGUGUUUAAAACAUUGCAUCCUGUUGGCCCAGCCCCUUCAUGGUGCUGGGGAGCAGUUAAGGCCACAGAAGACAAACCUGUCUCUGUCCCUUCCCUCUCAAGUGUGAUUUUAAAUACUAUUACUGCAAAUCACUUUCUUAAUAAUGUCAUAAAGUUUCUAAUGAAGAUAAUAUUGCAAUAAUAGAUUAUUAUUUGCAAAUAUUCUUUUUCAUUAUAUUGUUUCCCCCUCAAAAUGAGGUGAACUGAAUCUGAAGACCUAGUGACAGCCUCUGUCUUACACUGUUUGCCCACAGAUGAUUGGGCUACUGGGGGAUGAUGGGGAUGAUGAUUCUGCAGCAGCCACUGUGAGCAGUCACAGCAGAGCUCCAGUCAUGCAGCCAUGGCCAAUGCUCUGAGGGUAGGGGUGUUGGAUUUCAGGCACAAUGUGACAGUGAACUAAGCUGGGACAGGGAGGGGCAGAAUUCCUUCUGAACCAUGGCUUGUCAGGAAGUUAGACAAACUUGAGGAGGGGAAUACUCAACAGCAAGAGCAUCUGAUUAAGAGGUAAGUUGCUAAAGGAGGUUAAGAAUAAGCAGAGUAAUAUUCCACUCAGUUCUGAUCAAUCCUUGCUACUCCCAGGAAAGGUUGAUUCUGUGCACAGCAGCAUAUGGUAAAAAAAGUAAUAUUAAAAGAUAAGGGAAGUUGUGUGCUUUAACUGCCAUUCAUUAUAUAGGUUGGGGUGGUGCUCCUUUUCCACCAGCGAGAUGGAAAACAGCCAGGCUCACUUCAUGGGCGAGUGCAUCUGCAUUCUCCUGUGGAAUGUUGGAAAAGUUAGUUAUGCUGCUGUCAGCACAAGAAGAAUAGAGCAAAUAUGUGAUAUUAAGGCAAGCAUUUUCCUGCAAAUGCUGUGUUCCCUAUAUUGCUCCAUAGGCCACUGCCAUCAUGCUGGUAGGAGCAUGUGAAGUGGGGAGAGCAAGACCACUGCUUUUGCUGUCACCUUUAAGUUCAGAUCUGGACUAACUUAACAGCAGCCAGAAUUUUUUUUCUGUCUUGCCUCUUAUGAAAUUGUGUAGUUAAAGGCUGCUUUGGUAACUUCCUUCUUAACCCUGAGCUCGCAGAAGGCUGGUUGUCUUUUCAAAAUCAUCUGGUGUUAAAUCUGCCUUUAUAAACAUUUAUAUUUUCCUUUUGAAGAUGAACAUUGAGAACAUUAAACAUUACUUUUCUAAAUAAAAGAAAAUCCAAAGUGA